AUGGACUUCGUGCGCUACCUUUAUGCCCUCCUCAUGGGUUUCUUGAGCGACGUCUUCAUGGGCGAGCAAGCGCGCCUCGCGGAAGAGCUCAACGCGCGCAUCCGCGACGCCGAGCUGCGGGUCUCGCACCUGCAGGCUGAGGCAGACGCCACGAUCCUCUCCAGGAUCCGGUCCUUCUUCCCGUCCCUCUUCGGACAGGACGACGGGGCUUCGAGGACAGCUACGCUAGCGUCCUGGGCGCUGCGGGGACAGGCCUCCUUUGCCGAAAAGGAGGCGGCGCUGGAGCAGCUGCAGGACAUGGCCAUGUCUCUCGAGGACCGGAUGGAAUUCGAGAGAGACUGCCUGCACGGCGUCCUCAUGGCGGCGGGGCUGCUCGUCGUGCUGUGCGCCCUCUGGCGCGCCCUCAGGGCUUUCUGGAAGCCUGCGGCGCACGAGCCAGAGGACGACACCUCCCGGCCCGAUCCCGAGAGGUUUCGGCAGAGGAAACCUCCCGGCCCCGAAUCCGAAGAGUUCGGCCAGAGGACACACCUCCCGGCCCGAAUCCGAAGAGAGGUUCGGCCAGAGGACGACACCUCCCGGCCCGAAUCGAAGAGGUUCGGCCAAGAGACGACACCUCCCGGCCCGAAUCCGAAGAGGUUCGGCCAGAGGACGACACCUCCCGGCCCGAAUCCGAAGAGGUUCGGCCAGAGGACGACACCUCCCGGCCCGAAUCCGAAGAGGUUCGGCCAGAGGAAACCUCCCGGCCCGAAUCCGAAGAGGUUCGGCCAGAGGACGACACCUCCCGGCCCGAAUCCGAAGAGGUUCGGCCAGAGGACGACACCUCCCGGCCCGAAUCCGAAGAGGUUCGGCCAGAGGACGACACCUCCCGGCCCGAAUCCGAAGAGGUUCGGCCAGAGGACGACACCUCCCGGCCCGAAUCCGAAGAGGUUCGCCCGAAGGCCGCAUUCCCGGCCCGGUCGAGGGCCUUGGAGCAUCGCUGAGAGGGUCGCGUUGGACCUCCAGGGGCGCGUCCGCUCCAAGGCGCCUCAGCCCAGCCCAGCCCCCAGGCCUGCCGAGGUCCCCCAGGUGGCGCCGUGGAGGACCAUCGCCUUGUCCCUCCAUUUCAGCGCCCGGGAGCUGUGCGCCGCCUUGGGGCCGGGCUUGAGCCACGUCCGGCUGGUCAGGGAAUGGUUCCCCGUGCGGAUCCGGGUCCCCAGGCGGCGGGGCGAGCCGCUCGUGGUCCAGGGGCCCCGCGAGGCCACGGAGAGCGCCGCCAACUUCCUGUGGAAGUUCGCGGCGGAGGCUCGCUGACGCAGGGCUGACGCCCCCGCCCCCCGUCACUGACUGAUCGCAGCCCCCAGCUCAAAGCGGGGGCUGGUA
This is a messenger RNA of Penaeus vannamei (Pacific white shrimp), 1359 nucleotides long. Lineage: Eukaryota; Metazoa; Arthropoda; Malacostraca; Decapoda; Penaeidae. The record is from RefSeq and is a predicted model, not a curated record.